Sycon ciliatum is the source of this 2555-nucleotide messenger RNA. RefSeq lists its product as uncharacterized. NCBI's taxonomy places the organism in Eukaryota, Metazoa, Porifera, Calcarea, Leucosolenida, Sycettidae. The record is from RefSeq and is a predicted model, not a curated record. The transcript has 8 exons. Bases 415 to 1959 code for a protein of 514 amino acids.
UGGCAGGGAAGUGUCACCAUUGCCAUUGGUCACUGUCAGUAACUACUGGUAUCAAUCAUGUUGGAGCUACUGCUGCUACAUCAUGCAGUAGGUUAGUUGGACAGUUGUGCACAGCAAGCUGCUAGCGUCAGAGCUCCUCCAUCUACGACAGUUAUUUCAAUGAAAGACUGAGUGAAUGACGAGCGUUGGAAAGGAGGGAUAUCGCGCCACGGCCAACGGGAAUGAACGGCGAAAGUUCGAACGUCAACCUGGCUAGAACUGCAUGCUCGGCCGACUAGGACUUGGCAUGGAAGACUAGCGAUGCUGUGGCUGGGCGGAGAAAGACUGAGACUGAGAGUGUUUCAAUGACAACCAGUCGGAGCUCGGAGUCCGACGCCUAAUUACCGUGACUCACUCAAUCGGCUAGGCGGCGGAAUGGGUUGUGGAAGUGGACUGGGUUUGGUGUGGGGCACUGCUGAUGAAGGAGACGAACGUACCAACGACGGCCAAGCAGGAUUGCUAGACCGGGAUAGCGGCGCGGGUACGUUCUGGGAGCGUAGCGGACUGAGACGUGUCCUAGCCGCCGGACAAGCACAACGCCACGACCUUCCGCUGGCCACGUACCUGCGUAAGAACGCUGAACGUGGUGACAAAACUGCACAGAGAGCUAGAUUCAAUACAUGUAUGCCGGAUGCCUUGAAAGCUUUGGGAGAUGUAGCCGAAGACGAAAGACCAGAUGAUAUGCAGGUGCUGAAGCAGCUCUUCAAGCAACUGGACCCAGCGGUCAUGCACCGGUCAUGUCAGGCACAGGGUCAAAUCCUGCUUGCCAUGCGUCACCGUGGCUACAAUCACUACGGUGAUGAGGGUGGCGCAAGUGGUGAUGAGGACGGCGCGGGCGUCGGCCAAUUGCUGAUCCACCUAAUCAGAGCACGAGAUCUUAUUGCUAUGGAUCUGAGGAGCAACUCUUCUGACCCCUACAUUACACUGGAGCUGCUACCUCGCACGGCAACGGCGUCCAAGGUCGUGCGCUCCAAGGUGGUGCACGAGCGACUGAGCCCAGUGUUCGACGAGUACCUCUCCCUGCCCAUCGCCCUGGACCAGGUGCGCAGUGCGUACGUGUGGCUGCGAGUGUGGGAUCACGAUGUGCUGAGUGAGGACGACCCGAUGGGUCAGGUCAUGAUACCGCUGCGGGACCUGGAAAGCGAGCUGGUGUGCGAGACACCGCAGCCUAAGUGGUACGACUUGAUACCAGAGAUGGACAUACCCAUAACGGGCAGCCUGGAGGUGACGUUGGACUGGCAACCUCCGCUGCAGCUGGGUUGUGUUGUACACAGCGCAGAGGGUCUAAUGCUCUGUCGCAGUCUAUCUCCAGACAGCAGCAGCAGCGGUGGUGACUAUGGACAUCUUCACACCACAUUACUCUGCUAUUUAAGCGGCGAGGAAAACACCGAGGUCUCCGAAGUUGUAUCUGGGACCACGACAAUGGACUACGAUACCCAGUUCUCAUUCAACAUGCGCGGCAAAGAUGUCCAAUCAUUGGCUCUACACUUGAGGAUCAUGACGUUACUGGAAGAUUGCCGGAGUCCUGAUGAUGAUAGCACGGAUGCUCGGCAUGCCUCCCCCUACAGCACCAGACAUGUGCCCGAUAUUGAAGAUGUGACGUACUCUGGCAUACUGGCCGGAGAGUGCCACAUUGACCUGGAGCGCGUGCAGGAGUUGCACGGACAAACGAUUACAAUUCCCCUCACAGAUCGGAGAGGUGAGGGUGAAUCAAACACAGGGACCAAGGUCUCCGCUCGUUCUCAAGAGCUACAGCAGGCUCUGCAAGCACACGCACUGUAUGGAUAUCCACACCUGCUCUUCAGCGGGGCAGCCUCUUCAUCUUCCACUAAGACUAAGGUUGUGCAGCUGCGCUGCUCGUCCACCAAGAGAACAGCCGAGAUGAGCCUGCGCAAUGGUGUGCCGCUGCUCCGGCGCUGAUGAAGGCUUCCCAGCACUGGUUGGCCUCAUCCUGCCUACUAGUGCUUCAACCAUUCUCAUGCACACAGUAUUCGAAUAGUACUACUGUGCAAGCAUGUCACGUUACAUGUACUAACAGAUGGCGUAAUAUUCCACCAUUCGUUUCUAGUGACCCCGAGAGCUGCACCUAUUCCGUGUCUGAUGGUCGGAAAGUGACAGCACCAGACUUGAUCUUUAAUUAAAUCCCAUGCAUGAACUGUAGAGAGCAUCAACCUACCACAUGCGCCAAGGCAUUGCCAUAAUACAAAACAAAUGAGCUAGAGUCAAGUUGAUUAGUUCUGCUUCCCAGCCACUGAGAGCCUUAUGGAUCUCCAAUACGGUUCUUUGAUGGUUCUACACUGUAAGGUUCUUCCUUUUUUGUCGUCUGAAUGAUGUAAAGCUUUAUAAAGAUCUUGAACUUCCCUUGAUAAACACAAUCAUCAAUACCUUGAAUGAUCAGCACAUAGUAAAAACCAGAGUAAAUGAGGUAACGUUGAAGGUAAAGCGUGCUAUUCUCUGUUUUCACUUUCCGUACGCGGUGCAUUGAUUUGAGAUUUGAAACAUAUUAUUAUCAUCUA